AUGGAUAAUGAUGAUCAUGACUGUACCAACAAGGCUGUAUUAGAAGAUAUUACCAACAAAGAUCUAACCAAAGAAAAGAGUUAUACAGAAAAUAUAGAAGAUAUACGAAUAGAAAUUGAAUUUGAGUCGGUAAUUCAUUGUAAUAUUAGCUUUUACCUACGAUUUCAUCCGCGCGGAAAUAGCAUUUCUUUAAUUUCAUUUUUUUUUCAAACUGAGAAUACUGAAGGAGUGUGGAAUAAGGAAAACUCGAGUGAUACAUUUCUACAAAAAGAAAACGAUGAUGACGAACUGAUACAUAAAAAUUACAAAGAAAAAGACCCUGAACUUAUUUCUACAUUAACGGAAGUAAUUGCUGAGAGUGAGAUGGAGUUGCUGAGGAAGUCCCUUGAAGCAGAUGAAGAUGACAUAGAAACAGAGAACAAUAAUAAUAAAAACGAAGGUCAAGUCAAAUCUACAAAAAAGGAACAAGAGAAACAAAAUUAA
Molecule: messenger RNA, 483 nt
Organism: Arctia plantaginis
Lineage: Eukaryota; Metazoa; Arthropoda; Insecta; Lepidoptera; Erebidae
Source: the annotation of a GenBank genome assembly